This is a messenger RNA of Solea senegalensis (Senegalese sole), 1821 nucleotides long. RefSeq names its product nectin cell adhesion molecule 3b (gene nectin3b). Lineage: Eukaryota; Metazoa; Chordata; Actinopteri; Pleuronectiformes; Soleidae. Gene Ontology annotation, biological process: homophilic cell-cell adhesion; heterophilic cell-cell adhesion. Gene Ontology annotation, cellular component: adherens junction; apical junction complex. The transcript is spliced from 6 exons. The coding region runs from base 73 to 1719 and encodes 548 amino acids. The record is from RefSeq and is a predicted model, not a curated record.
GUUGCUGAGGAGCUUCUCUGCACAUACCGUUAAACAGUCCUGGAGCAGGAGGCAGCGCUGCUUUUUCCAAACAUGUCCCCAUCUUCUCACCGCAGUCACGGCACGCACGCCUACCUUCACCUCCUGAGCUGUAUCACAGGUGUGUGGAGCAGUCAGGUGUUGGUACCACAGAGGGUGAGCGCUGUGCUGGGGAAGAAUGUGACAUUGGAGUGUAGGGUGGAGGUGGGAACAAAUCUUACUCUCACGCAGAGUUCCUGGGAGCGUCGUCUACCAUCAGGCUCUGUCACGGUGGCUGUGUACAACCCACGCUAUGGCAUCUCCAUCCCUCCAGAGUUCGGCCAGCGCUUGUAUUUUCGUUCGCCUUCCUCUCAUGAUGCCACUAUCGUACUGGAAAAUGUUGGCUUUUCUGACGUCGGGAUCUAUACCUGUAAAGUUGCUACAUUUCCUCUGGGAAACACUCAAGCUUCCACUACUGUCAAUGUGCUUGUGGAGCCGAAGGUAUACGUCUCCGCAGGUUCAACUGCCCUGAUCGAUGAUGGCAAUGAAACGGUGGUGGCCACCUGUAUUGCAGAGCGGGCUCGCCCCCCUGCAGAGGUGUCCUGGGAGUCCAAUCUUUUCGGUCAGUCAGAAGUGCAGCUGUUUGAUGAGGUCAACGGCACCACCAGCACACAAGUGCGCUACCUGUGGCAGCCCACGCGCCACGUCCAAGGUCACACGCUCACAUGUGUGGUCCGCCAUCCGGCUCUGCCAAGGGACUUCAGGAUCCCCUACCAGCUCAAUGUACAGUUCGCCCCUGACAUCUCAGUCGUGGGUUAUGAUGGAGAUUGGUAUGUGGGUCGGGAAAACGUUCAAAUGACGUGCAAAGCUAACGCAAACCCACCAGCCCAUCACUUCAGAUGGAUUAGAUUGGACAGUGAAAUGCCAGAAGGGGUGGAAAUAAUAAAUAGCACUUUGCUCUUCCUGCGUCCCCUCCAGCGGAAUGACUCUGGAGUAUACAGGUGUGAGGUUGCCAAUGACAUCAACCUCCGCAGUCGGGAUGUGCGCAUUCUCAUACAAGAUCCUCCCACCAUGCCUUCCACCAUUACUGCUCCUGUCCUAGCUGGCACUGCCUCCUCCACCUUAGUGGAUGAUAAGGGCCAAGUCCUCCUCAGCUUCCCCACACUUGAAGCCCUGCCUGAGAGAAAUCUUGGUUCCAUAGUGGGUGGGGCUGUGGGUGGGGCCUUGUUCCUGCUGCUGUUGUUGUCUCUGGUGGGUGUGUAUUACCUCCGCAAACAGCAGACCUUCCACGGGAAUUACUACACCAAGCAGUACCUGGGUCCCAGUGACCUCCAGACUGCCCCCACGCAGCACGAGCUCCGCCCAACCAAGGCUGGCGGCAGCUCCAACCAUCGAGACCAAGACAGAGAGGAGUGGGGCGACUGCCAACUCAAACAUGAACGUGACCGCCAUCACCAUAGCAACUAUAACGGAGAGGUCUACCCCCCUAAUGGCUACACUAGAGCAAUGAGGGAGAGCAGUCAGCACAGUCGUCAGCAGAAUCACCAGAUUGAACACUCACAGUAUUCUAGUCCUCGAAAGGCCAAGUACCCUCAUUCACCCAAACUAGAGGGAAAUGGCUCCCCCUACCUGUCAGAUGACUGCUACGAUAGCGGGCCCGAUGGCGAAUAUGUGUCUCACACAGACGGCUCAGUCAUUUCACGCAGGGAGUGGUAUGUUUGACAGGAGCAGGUUUCAUUUGUGAAAAUUAGGGAGCAUUAGGAUUCCUGUUCAUGCACAUACACUCUUCUGUAAUUCCCUUGUUUUGUAAGCGUCCUGGUUGAC